ACAACACAGCCAUUCUUCUCAGCCCAGGGAAGCUUUUGCAAAACCGGAGAGGCAGAAGAGACUGUGGAGGGCGGGGGCGCCGAGCGAACCCCCUUUUCCCACAGAAGGCAGCCCAGAUCGCUAGUUGCCGGGCGGUCUUGCUGAGCUGUGAGGGCAGCGGAGGGAAAAUAAAAGGGAACGGCUCCGAUUCAGCCCCUGCGGCCGCUGCAAGACCUCGGCGCCGACAACGCGACAGCGAGCGCCCUGCACGCCUGGAAGGCCCCCUCUAUGUGCUGCUGAGCCGGUCCUGGACCCGACGAUCCCGCCCUCGGUCUUCGGAGCAGAAAUCGCUAAGACGGAAGGACUGGAAAUGGCAGACCAUAUGAUGGCCAUGAACCACGGGCGCUUCCCCGACGGCACCAACGGGCUGCACCACCACCCUGCCCACCGCAUGGGCAUGGGGCAGUUCCCGAGCCCCCAUCACCACCAGCAGCAGCAGCAGCCCCAGCACGCCUUCAACGCCCUGAUGGGCGAGCAUAUACACUACGGCGCGGGCAACAUGAAUACCACGAGCGGCAUCAGGCACGCGAUGGGGCCGGGGACUGUGAACGGAGGGCACCCCCCGAGUGCGCUGGCCCCCGCGGCUAGGUUUAACAACUCCCAGUUCAUGGGCCCCCCGGUGGCUAGCCAGGGAGGCUCCCUGCCGGCCAGCAUGCAGCUGCAGAAGCUCAACAACCAGUAUUUCAACCAUCACCCCUACCCCCACAACCACUACAUGCCGGAUUUGCACUCUGCUGCAGGCCACCAGAUGAACGGGACAAACCAGCACUUCCGAGAUUGCAACCCCAAACACAGCGGCGGCAGCAGCACCCCUGGCGCCUCCAGUGGCAGCAGCACCCCCGGCGCCUCCGGCGGCACCUCGGGCGGCGGCGCGGGCAGCAGCAAUAGCGGCGGCGGUAGCGGCGGCGGCAGCAGCAACAUGCCCGCCUCUGUGGCCCACGUCCCUGCUGCAAUGCUGCCGCCCAAUGUCAUAGACACUGAUUUCAUUGACGAGGAAGUGCUUAUGUCCUUAGUGAUAGAAAUGGGUUUGGACCGCAUCAAGGAGCUGCCUGAACUCUGGCUGGGGCAAAACGAGUUUGAUUUCAUGACGGACUUCGUGUGCAAACAGCAGCCCAGCAGAGUAAGCUGUUGACUCGAUCGAAAUCCCGGCGAAAGAAAUCAAACCCUCCAACUUCUUCGUUGUGAAUUAAAAAACAUUCCCUUAGACACAGUAUCUCACUUUUCAAAUCUUGAAAGGUUUGAGAACUUGGAAACAAAGUAAACUAUAAACUUGUACAAAUUGGUUUAAAAAAUUGCUGCCACUUUUUUUUUUUCCUGUUUUUGUUUCGUUUUUGUAGCCUUGACAUUCACCUCCCUUAUGUAGUUGAAAUAUCUAGCUAAUUUGGUCUUUUUUGUUGUUUGUUUUUACUCCUUAUUUCCUCACUUUCUCCAGUGCUCAACUGUUAGAUAUUAAUCUUGGCAAACUGCUUAAUCUUGUGGAUUUUGUAGAUGGUUUCAAAUGACUGAAUUGCAUUCAAAUUUAUGAGUGAAAGGAAAAAUUGCAUUAGUUGGUUGCAUGAACUUUGAAGGGCAGAUGCACAAACUCUGCCAUCUCGCUUCAUUUUUUUUAACUAUGCAUUUGAGUACAGACUAAUUUUUAAAAUAUGCUAAACUGGAAGAUUAAACAGCUGUGGGCCAAGCCGUUCUGGAUCAGGAAAAGUCAUACUGUUCACUUUCAAGUUGGCUGUCCCCCUCCCCCGUAUGUACAGACAAUAAUAGGGUGUGGAAUGUCGUCAGUGGCAAACAUUUCACAGAUUUUUAUUUUGUUUCUGUCUUCAACAUUUUGACACUGUGCUAAUAGUUAUAUUCAGUACAUGAAAAGAUACUACUGUGUUGAAAGCUUUUUAGGAAAUUUUGACAGUAUUUUUGUACAAAACAUUUUUUUGAAAAAAUACUUGUUAAUUUAUUCUAUUUUAAUUUGCCAAUGUCAAUAAAAAGUUAAGAAAUA
This is a messenger RNA of Molossus molossus (Pallas's mastiff bat), 2026 nucleotides long. It is a transcript of the gene CITED2, whose product is annotated as Cbp/p300 interacting transactivator with Glu/Asp rich carboxy-terminal domain 2. Lineage: Eukaryota; Metazoa; Chordata; Mammalia; Chiroptera; Molossidae. Gene Ontology annotation, cellular component: nucleus. The record is from RefSeq and is a predicted model, not a curated record. The transcript is spliced from 3 exons. Bases 350 to 1171 code for a protein of 273 amino acids. Gene Ontology annotation, biological process: left/right pattern formation; sex determination; regulation of DNA-templated transcription.